Messenger RNA from Moneuplotes crassus, 1741 nucleotides. The record is from the annotation of a GenBank genome assembly. Lineage: Eukaryota; Ciliophora; Spirotrichea; Euplotida; Euplotidae.
UACAAACCUAAUAUUCAAGAAAUGCACCCUAAUUUAUCCCGGGCUAGCUUCAAUGAUCCAAUUGCUAACACAAAACCAAACUUUCCAAACACUAUAAAUCAGCAAAAUUUAAACAAAGUCAACUAUAAAGAUAAUAACAGAUUGAUGAAAUACCACAUCGUAGAUCCUGAGAUGUUUAUUCAAAAAUAAAGAGGUUAUUUCCAAAAUAAAAUCAGCAUCUACACGUUCGACCAAAAAUCCACAAAGCAAUAGUAAUGAGGAAUCAAACAUUGAAACCGGGAGGAUAGCUCAGAAAAAUGUAAUACCUAACUCAUCUCAAAGGUCAAAGAAAAUAAAGGUCACUUCCUCUAAGGUCAAAUUAAAGACGCCUAAAACUGCUCGAUGCAAAGCUUAUGUCCAAGACCUGGAUAUUCACCGAAAGCCUUCUAAGAAAGCAAUAGUUCCUCCAAACAAGUACUCUGCCGACCUCCAGCCUGUCUUUACAAGCACAUUACUAAAAUCUCAUCUAAAUUCUCAAGAAAUGAACAAUUUUCAAAGAGAACACAAAACUGUGGAACAGAAGCGGAUAAUAACUUAUGAGAUUCCUUUAGAAGUAGACACGCAGAGAAAGAAUAAAAGGACUGUAAAAACCCCGCUUUUUAAAAGCACACUUUCAAGGCCAGUUAGCCAGUCAAGCAAUUACUCCAAGAAGAUCAAAAGACAGUAUUCUGAAUCUAUGUUGAAUAAAUAUGAGAAGGCAAAAUAAUCCUGCUUGUAGCAGCCACUUGAUGAACUUUAAAUAAGUAUCUAAAAGAUAAACAUAUUUUGAACUGCAAAAGAAUGAAGAUUACUCAUCCGAAGACCAAAGCCAACCAGGAGUUUAGUGCUACUAGAAAUAAAAGGUUAAAGGAUAAGAAAGUUGGGAGAGACACUAAAAGUAUCACAGACAAUCUUAUAGUUGAACAACCUAGAAGACCAAUGACCCAAAGAUCAGAUACGAAACUUAAGACAGCUGAUUUAGGCGUCUGUAUUGAUCAACCAUUUGGGACCUCUUCAUACCAGGAGGAUAUUCUAUUAAAUGAAAAAUAUAACCAGUUCACAUUUUAUAAGAGUAAAGCUUUUGCUCCUGAAAACUUGAGUGGAAUCUUCAGAAAAAUUGAGAAUAUGGAGAAUUAUUUCCAAAAUAAGACAUGAUCUUAUUCGAAAAAUGAUAAUUUCAAUGUAAUUAGUACUAAAAACAAAGAGUCUGUCAGCCAGAAUUCUGGCACAACUUAUGCGCCAAUAAAAACGAAAAAUGUAGUUAGCUUACCUGGCUCUCCUGAUGAUGUCAAGGAUGCAAAAUAUAUUAAAGCAAGGACAAGGUAUAAGGUUCCAAAGAACUCAGGCCUUGGAAUGUGGAUCAUGAAGAAAGAGUCAAACUCUUUAAUAUCUACAAUGACUGAUUUCAUAAAAAGGCGAACAAUAAAGUCUCAAUCUAAACCUAAAAGAAAGUUAAAUUUUGAUGGAUUUGCUCCACAAGGAACAGAAGAUCCCUUUAAUUUCCUCGAAUCCCUUGCAAGUGAUACACAGAGAAUUAGUAAAGUAGCAAGGGACCGGACCCGAACUAUUUAUAAAAAGAAAGCUAGGAAGAGAUCUCCUGACUCUACUUCUAAAAUUUCUCCAGAGUUGAAGAAAAAGGAGGGUCUCUUCUGCCUUAAAGGUAACAACUGACUAAAUACAGGCAUGAAAAUAAGUAAUUUAGAGCAAUAAAUUUUUCAAAAUU